Colletotrichum scovillei is the source of this 1302-nucleotide messenger RNA. Its product is annotated as guanine nucleotide-binding protein subunit beta-like protein. The record is from RefSeq and is a predicted model, not a curated record. Gene Ontology annotation, cellular component: cytosol; nucleus. The transcript is spliced from 5 exons. Gene Ontology annotation, biological process: rescue of stalled cytosolic ribosome; positive regulation of protein phosphorylation. The coding region runs from base 118 to 1068 and encodes 316 amino acids. Lineage: Eukaryota; Fungi; Ascomycota; Sordariomycetes; Glomerellales; Glomerellaceae. Gene Ontology annotation, molecular function: protein kinase C binding; ribosome binding; translation regulator activity.
CAAAAUCCGGAAUCUCAGCUCAAGCUCCCCAAGGGUCAAAGGUGUGACGCUCAGAAUCAACUCCAAUCUUUCUACCUUUCCCUCACCACUCAAUCGACCUGAUUGCCUCAUUUCCCAAUGGCUGAGCAGUUGAUUCUCAAGGGUACCCUCGAGGGCCACAAUGGCUGGGUCACCAGCCUGGCUACCUCCAUGGAGAACCCCAACAUGCUCCUGUCCGCUUCCCGUGACAAGACUCUGAUCAUCUGGAACCUCACCCGUGACGAGUCCCAGUACGGUUACCCCAAGCGCUCCCUCAAGGGCCACUCCCACAUCGUCUCCGACUGCGUUAUCUCCUCGGACGGCGCCUACGCCCUGUCUGCCUCUUGGGACAAGACUCUCCGCCUUUGGGAGCUUGCCACCGGCACCACCACCCGCCGCUUUGUCGGCCACACCAACGACGUUCUGUCCGUCUCCUUCUCCGCCGACAACAGACAAAUCGUUUCCGGCUCCCGCGACCGCACGAUCAAGCUCUGGAACACCCUCGGUGACUGCAAGUACACCAUCUCCGAGAAGGGUCACUCCGAGUGGGUUUCCUGCGUCCGCUUCAGCCCCAACCCCCAGAACCCCGUCAUUGUCUCCUCCGGCUGGGACAAGCUCGUCAAGGUCUGGGAGCUCAGCACCUGCAAGCUGCAGACUGACCACAUUGGCCACACCGGCUACAUCAACACCGUCACCAUCUCCCCCGAUGGAUCCCUCUGCGCCUCCGGUGGCAAGGACGGUACCACCAUGCUGUGGGACCUUAACGAGUCCAAGCACCUCUACUCCCUCAACGCCAACGACGAGAUCCACGCCCUUGUCUUCUCCCCCAACCGCUACUGGCUCUGCGCUGCUACCGCCAGCAGCAUCAUCAUCUUCGACCUUGAGAAGAAGAGCAAGGUUGAUGAGCUCAAGCCCGAGUUCACUGCUGUCGGCAAGAAGAGCCGUGAGCCUGAGUGCGUGAGCUUGGCCUGGUCUGCCGAUGGCCAGACCCUGUUCGCCGGUUACACCGACAACAUCAUCCGUGCCUGGGGUGUCAUGUCGAGAGCAUAAACGGGCGUGAAGCUCUCUUCUGUUCUCUCUCUCUGGGUUAUGCGAUGAUGGUGACGAAGUGUGGUGGGGAAAGGGCUCUCUUGGUAGAUCAUGGCGGGCGUCCUAGGCUGGCUUCCUCGUUAUGUCUUUCGGGAUGCGCAGGGUCAAAACGAUUUGUGAAAAAUUGGGGAUGAGACUGCAUGGCUGGCUUGUAGGUAGCCCACGAAAGGACUCGGACAUGAACCCGUAACGCCC